AUGGCCAAAAACGAUAGAGUUUCAUUAAAUAUUUUUAAUGAUGAAGAAUAAAUAAAUAUAUUCCCACUUAUAAAAAUCAAUGAAUAAAACUACUAUGAUUAAUCAUAAAAUAUUUAAGAAGAAUAACAUGCUUAAUUAGCAAAUCAAGUGGUUUCUGAAGCAUUAAAGGAAUAACAGCAGACACAGUAAGUAAUAGCAAAUGAAAACUAAAAGCUCCAUAAUUUAGUAUUCGGAUUCAAAACAACAAUAGAAAUUAGCUUUAACACUAUAGAAUAAGACUUGAUAAAAUUUCAUAACUUUUAUACAAAGAUGAUAAAAAACAAAGUCUUAGUAAGAAAAUAAUUCUCUUAUAUACCAUGUUCUUACAGAUACUUUGCAUUCAAUAACUGUACAGAAUUGAUGUAUAAAUAGUUUAACAAGAGCAAUACUUAUGUAGAAGGCUUUUUCCAUAGAACAACUUUUGAAUUUGAUGAGUUUUCUGAUGAAAAAAAAUAAAGAUUUAAAAAUAUUUGGGAUUCUCAUAUUUUAGCAAAAUCAACUUAUAUUGCUCGCUUGAAAAGCUUAAUUGCAAUUAGCGAUGUAUUUUAGGCCUAUGAUGAUUCGUUGCUCACUACUACUCCAAUGCUGAAUAUGAACUUAACAGCUUUUUAACCUUAUUAGACAUGUAUUACGAAUUAGACUUUUUUAGAAAAUUAUGAUCCGAGAUGUAGAGGUUGGUAUUAAAACACAGUUUCUUAAGCUGGAAAAUAUGAAGUUUACCAGUAUAAGCCAUAUAAAGAUGCUUUCACUAAUACAAUAACAAUGUCAGGAACUACUUUACUUUUAGAUGAAAAGACUGAUGCUUUUUUAGCAAUAAUUGGGAUGGAUUUUUAAAUUGCAAAUCUUAUUUAAAAUAUCCUUGCAAAGUUAGAUGAAUUAGACGAGUCUGUAAUCUUAUCAGGAUACUCUUUAAUUUUUCACGAGAAUAAUAAUACAAUAUUUCAUCAUAAAUAUUGGAAAAAUACUGAUGAUGUUGAAUAUAGUUGGUAAGAUUUAGAAUAUAAUUCUACAACUAUUUAUUCUAUAGAAGAGAAAAAUUCAUUUAUUCAAUAAGUAUCAAAUGCAAAGGCUCAUGCCGAAUCAUUUAAUUAUAACAUAGAAAAAUAAAUAAAUACAGAAUAAUUUUACAUUUCUUUCUCUAAAAAUAAUCUAAGCUACUAUAGUUUAGUGUAUCCAAUAAAUUCUUUACAAUAAUGGUAGGUUUUUCCUAAUUCUACUUAAAAUAGAAUAAUUAUGUAUGUCGGAAGAGUUUAGAGAGAUUUAAGAUAUAUCUUAACUGAUUUUUAUCUUCUUGUUUAUCGUUGGAUUUAAUUUACAUCUAGCUGCAGUGCUUUACUAUCAACUUCAGAUACCCAUAGAAAGUUUAACAUAAUUUCUUAAUACAAGGAUAUAAUAAAGAAAACAAAAGAUUAUUACAAGAACUAAAUAAAAAAGCUAUCCUUAAGCUAAGAGCCCUUCAAACAUAUCUUUAACCUAAAAAUAAUCUUAAUAAUUCAAAUUUUAGUAAAACUCAUAUACUGUUGA
Messenger RNA from Tetrahymena thermophila SB210, 1563 nucleotides. Its product is annotated as tetratricopeptide repeat protein. The record is from RefSeq and is a predicted model, not a curated record. The transcript has 11 exons. Lineage: Eukaryota; Ciliophora; Oligohymenophorea; Hymenostomatida; Tetrahymenidae.